AUUUAUAAAAUAACAGUUAUGGAACCGCCGACUCCAAGUCUCCAAGCUCCCCCGCCCACCGCAACCACCACCAAUUGGACUGAGGCAUAUGCGCGUAAUUCAUGCACCACAUCAGUAACUACACGGCGUCGUUGUAGCCGUUAAUCCCAUCCAUUCACCCAGUCUCCUCCCCAAUUUCACUGUCUUCUCUUCAAUCUCCAGCAACAACAACAGCAGCAGCGUGACAAUUUUACAGGUAUUCUUCGACCCAAUCACUCCUCUGCUCUCUCUUCUCUCCGAUUUUGGUGAUUUAUUCGUUUGUUUGUCGUAAUGUUAUUAAUUUAGAGAAGAUUUCAAGCAUUUCGGGUAAUAUGGAAUCGCCAUUUGAGGUGAAGAAAAAGUGUAAUUUAAAUGGUGGAUGAUGGAAAUUUAAAGGUAACUUAGGGAGAUGGAGUGAUAAUUAAUUGAUGCUAUGGGAGGCUUUGGACAAGUUGGAAUCUUUCUUGUAAAAAUUGGGUUUCUUGAGUUGUAUUUAUUGAAAUUCGAAAUUCGAAAAUAUUUUAACAUGUUAGGAAGUAGAAGAAUCAACAAAGAUUACAAGGGUACACUGAUGUUUUUAAGAUGAAUGUGAUGAUCAAUGUUUAGGAAUCGCAUUGUCGUGUUCAAGAAUCAACUACAUUUUAUGUAAUCUUUCCAUAACUAUUAAUUACAUUGCAAGAAUUACGCAACUUUUUAGCUUUAACAGUUUAUUCAUGGCAAAGAAAAGAGGGAAGGCGGCGUUAAAAAGAAAAGAUGUAGCUGUAAAUCACAAUGAUAGGAAGAAGAAGAUAGAAAAGAAAUUUACGAAGAACAAGAAGAAAUCUAUGAAGAUAAGUUCAUCUUCAGUGCCUACGCCGGCUCCUGUGCCUAACAGCGGCCCUUCCACUUCCAGUGUUGCUCAUGCAACUUCAGUCUAGCCAUGCUAAUCCUACUGGUAGAAAAAAGGUUCGGCCAACAAAGAAUGAGAAGGAUAGUGGGCACUCUCAUUCUGGUUUUAUAUUUAUGUGUAGUGGGAAAACGAAACCCGAGUGUUAUCGCUAUCGUGUUUUUGGGCUGCCGUUAGCAAAGGUAGAUCUUGUGAAGAAAAUUAGACCGGGUGCAAAGCUAUUUCUAUACGAUUUUGACUUGAAGCUCCUUUAUGGCACGUAUAAGGCAACUUCAAGUGGAGGAUUGGAUUUGGAACCAAUUGCGUUUAAGGGGAAAUUCCCUGCACAGGUCAGAUUUAAGAUUUUCAAGGAUUGUUUACCUCUUCCUGAAAAUGCUUUUAAAGCAGCUAUCAGAGACAACUACCAGGGAGGUUCUAAGUUUAAACAAGAGCUCAAUAGCAAACAGGUGCAUGCUUUAAUCUCAUUGUUCUGCCCUCUCACCGAGUUAGUGCCUACUACUGCUCCCCCUCUCCGAGAUGUAGCAAGACCAGGCUCAUUUCCAUCUCCUAUUACAGAAAAAGGAUUUCAUCCAACAGCAAGGCUGUUCCAUCAAGAGGGCUCCUAUUCAUAUGGUGUGCAACGUUCUCAUGCAUUGCCGCUUGAUACGCAAUCCAGGCAGGCAAUCCCGUAUCCACUGUAUGAUCAAUAUGAGGUCAAAACACAUGUGGAAUGUUUGCGGCGUAACAUGGAGCCUCAACAUGUUCAGCAUGCUUCUCUUCCACAUCAUGCCGAUUCAUAUUAUUUAGCAGCAGCACAUGAGCCGUACUUGCCUGAAAACCUUUCCCAUCAUGACGGAUAUAGAAGGCAUAGGGUGACACUUGCAGAGGAGAUGGUUCCCAGGGAUCAAGUUGUUUUGUAUGGAAGCGAGUAUGACAUGCCCCAGUUGUUGAAGGAGAGAGAAAGAGAUAUUGCUCUGCGUUCCAAUUAUGUGGCUGAAUCUUAUAGUCGACAGUUGCCCACCGCUGCAGCCUCACAUGUUAUGCUGCAGCCACAUUCUUUAGCACCAUCUUAUGAACGAACAUUAACGUACCAACGGUACUAUCCAGUAACAACCCAUCAGGAUCAGAGCUUGGUGUAUGCUGAUCCUCUUCGAAGACCAUUGCAUGGUACCUCUUACUCAGCUGAGGCAGAUGUUCCAAUCUCUACACAUUAUUCGUACGCUAGAGCUCCCCGUUACCGAUGAACGAAACUUGGACGUGUAGAUUCAUUCAUGACAUGCGGGUACUGUGUUGCUUCGUUGUCAAAUACUGGUCGAAACUUUGUAUAAGAUGUGAACCGGUUCUGAGACGGGUCUUCAACUUCAUAACUUGUGUGCAACUAUUCACCUCUGUCUUUGUUAAUCUGAUAAUCGAGUGUAAAGAAACAGUUAGUGUCA
Pyrus x bretschneideri (Chinese white pear) is the source of this 2319-nucleotide messenger RNA. RefSeq lists its product as uncharacterized. The record is from RefSeq and is a predicted model, not a curated record. The coding region runs from base 919 to 2127 and encodes 402 amino acids. NCBI's taxonomy places the organism in Eukaryota, Viridiplantae, Streptophyta, Magnoliopsida, Rosales, Rosaceae. The transcript is spliced from 4 exons.